AUGACUACAGCAUCUCUUGAGGAGCCCAAGUCAGGGGCCAACGUUGACAUCCUGAAGAUGGCACAGCAACUUCAGCAUCUGGCCCAUUUCUUGUCCCAAGGCCAUCCAGUCCCAGGACUUAGCGUAUCAGAAAAGGAUCUCCAAGUUGCGCGUGUGCUAAGCCUCGUCACCAACGUUACAUCCCACCGCCGACACUCAGACUUGGGCUUUCCCCGAGAGUGGGUUGAGGAUGAUGGUGCCCUUGCCAUUGCACUUCGUGAAUGGAGACGGGAUAUCGACCCGAAGCAACUGAGCAGUACACCCCUUGUGGACGAGAAGCCUGCGCAGACAACAGUCACUCCCACAGAGGCUGAGGUCUCAGAGGCUGACAUUGAGGCUCAUGCGAAUGGGUCAUUCUUGUCACACUCCAUGAAGGGAGAAGCUCACUGGGUUGCGAAGAUGAAGGAGCUUGAGAAGAAGCUCCGACAAACCGAGCAAGAAAAAGAGUCUGUUGUCCGGGAGAAUGUCAAGCUUCAGCGCGACGUGGAAGCGCUUCAGCGCCAGUCACAGUCUUUUCGCCGUGCCCUUUUUGACCCCAAACGCAAAAUCCACGAGAAUAACCUGAAGGUGAAGGUGAAGCUCAAUGGCGAGAUUCGCCAACUCCAAAGUUCACUUACUGUAGUGAACAGUAAGAAUGAGUCCCUCGUGGAGAAGAACAAGGAGCUGAAGUCAUGUAACACAGAUCUCGUUAUGGAGAACGAAGAGCUUCUUGAGAAGAAUACGCAGUUGGAGUCAUGUAACAAGACUCUCGUCACUGAGAACAAAGAUCUUGUUAAGAAGACUGAAAAGCUGGAGUUGAGUAAUUUUGAUCUCCUUACUGAGAAUGCAGCUUUUGAUGCGGAAAUCAAGCGUCUGGGUUCAGAUCACGAGACUCUUAUUACUAUGGCCCAGAAGUUCCUGGAUAAGCAUGCACUCUCGACAGAGGCUACGAAGAAGCACGAGGAGACUCUUGUUGCAGAGAACCAGGCCUUGAGGAGGAGAAGCAAAGCCCUCGUGAAGGCAAUUGCAGCCAUGAAGCUCGACAGCAAGCGCUGCGCCGCCCAGGUCGAAGACCUUGACAGCAGUAAGGAUUUCUUAGCUGCUCAUAAUAAUGACCUUUCGAUUCGGAAUGCAGCCCUUGCUGACAAGAGCAAACGACUUGAAGAGACUCUUAACAAGAUUGUUAUGGAUGCGAAGUGUUCGCUAGGCGGUUAG
This is a messenger RNA of Fusarium musae, 1233 nucleotides long. RefSeq lists its product as uncharacterized. Bases 1 to 1233 code for a protein of 410 amino acids. The record is from RefSeq and is a predicted model, not a curated record. The transcript has a single exon. NCBI's taxonomy places the organism in Eukaryota, Fungi, Ascomycota, Sordariomycetes, Hypocreales, Nectriaceae.